UCCGAUACAACAAGUUGCCAUGCCUCUGCCAUAAUCUUGUAAAUUCAGAUAUUGCAAAAUCGAUGCUUUCCAGCCUCAGCCGUCCCAUCGCAUUUCGGUCACUCCACCCAUUCGCCCAGCAGCCAUCUCAUCUCCUUCCUAUUAUCCCCUCCGUCAGUCGCAGAGAGCCGCUGCGCUGCGCCGCGCCGCGCCGGAGAGCCGUGAUGUCCCCGCCGGGAGCGAACCUGAGAAAGAUGAGAAGGAGAAGAGGUAGAGGAAUACUCUCCCUGCGCUUUCACACAGGGAUUACUCGUUAGUGCGCUCGGGUGGACCCCGCGUUGGAAUUAAAACCUGGACUGACGGCCAUUGGAUUUUAGACCUCCUGAUUUGAGUUAAAGGGAUAUUACAACUUUUUUUUUCUUGUUUGUUUGUUUUCCCGCCACCGCCAUGAGUCUUGGGAAGCUGCCAGGCAUCAAGGGUCUAGUGUCUGGCUCUCAGGGGAAGCGUCGCUUCAAGAGCGACCUGUCUGUGGACAUGAUCAGCCCGCCGCUGGGCGACUUCCGUCACACCAUGCAUGUCGGUCGUGGCGGGGAUGUGUUCGGCGACACCUCUUUCCUCAGCAACCACGGAGGCAACGGGGAACCGGGGAGCCCGGACUCGGCCAACAGCUCCAAGACGACCGGCUUCUUCACGCGCACGUUUCGACACGUGAGGAAGACGCCGGGCCCACGGCUGCGGGGGGGCUCCCGUGACUUGUCGCCCCCGCCGCCAUCCGUCUCGCCCAUCAUCAAGAACGCCAUCUCCCUGCCCCAGCUGAACGUGGACUCUCCCAACGGCUGCCUGCAGAGGGUGCUGUUCCCCAGUUCUAUGAGCUCCCCGGAGGACUCUCUCUACACAUAUGGCGUGGAGUCCGGAUUCGUCACAUUGCCCCGCGUCUCCCGCCACCACGACAGGCCUCUCCCAGAUGGAGACAUUCACCGCGGCUCUUUCCUGGACAACGGCAGCAUUAAGCUGACGCGCUCCGACUCGCUCACCUCCUUCAUCGUAGACCUCGGCCCCUCUCUCAUGAGCGAGGUGCUGAGCCUCAUCGACAACACCAGCUGCCUUCAGAUGUCCAAUCACAGUCAGGCCGAGGGAAGGGGGAGGGAAGAAGAAGAAGAGAAAGGAGUGGAGGAUGGUGGGGGUGAGGUGGUGGAGGAGGAAGAGGAGGAGGAGGAUGAUGAUGAAGAAGAGAGGAGCUCGGUCAUUGAGAUGGCUGUGGAGAGCCCCGGGGUGAGUCCACUCAACCCUUCGGUGGGCAGCACAUCGUUCAGAGAGCACACGAACAACGGGGGUUACCGUCGUAGUUCGGAGGGUACAGAGGAGGACGGGACGCCCCUGAGAACGCCUCCGGACGCCUCCCUGGGCUCUCCCCAGAGCCCCGAGCCGGUGAUCGAGGCGGAGAGGUUUCAGAGGGCGGCGGACAUGCUGUCCCGUCAUUAUGGCGGGGGGUCCUUAACAUGGGCAGGGGGUCGAAGCGGGAGCAUCACCUCGAUGUCCCUGCCCUGCAGCCACAAGGCGCCGUGUGCCUACUCCGAAGAGGAGGAAGAGAUCAAAGUUUAGAUACUGGAGAUCUGCUAUUUUUGAAACAAGUUGAAAACUAUAAGAACCUGAACUCAGAAGAGGCUGAACGUGGGUGCGACACACUUUAAAUUCCUGAUGGAGAAAUAUCCCCCCCCCCCCCCCAAGGAUGUCAAAGCACAAAGUCGACGAAAAAGAGAAGAAUCUGAGAGCUGGUAGGCUUUCACUGUCUUGUUCAAGGGCACUUCAGCAGAGCAGAUGCAGACAUAACCAGACACAGGAGUUUGUACCUGGGCCUUCACCCUGCUACCACCGUCAAGUUCGUUGAAACCUGUGUGUGAAAGAUGCUAACUUAAUUUAAAAUGAAAGAUCGAGCCGACUUACACAAGGAUUGGUGGGAAACCGAAACGGAAACUGAAUGUGUGUUCGAGACAAGCGAUAAAUAUCGACAUGUUUAUUCUACACUACGUCAGUAACAAGGGACUUCUGGAUUAAUGCAGAGAAGUUUGACAAAUAACAAAAUGAUGUAAUUUUAUGUUAUUUUUCUGAUUAUUUUUUUUUUAGUAUUUCCACGCCUAACAUCUUGUAUUCAUCAUGUUUAGCAUCCAUAUUCUAUUCUUUAUACCCAUAAAAGUGUUCAACAUAUCAACGUUUCAUUGCAUUACACUGACAUUGAAUACAGGACUUGAAGUAUGCAUAUUUUCCUCUGUAUUUGUAUUAAUCAUUGUGAUAAAAAAAAGAAUAAGUAUUUGUUGCAGGGAUGUUAAGGGUGUUAUAAAAACCAUGAAAGCUCAAUGGCUGAUUUCUGUGCUUCUUUAGUGUUGUUUCCUGUGGCUGGUAUACAACGGCAGCAUCAGCACUGUGUUUGGGAAAUUUGUAUAUUUGAUGAAAUACAAACCAAUGUCAGCCUUCAUAUUCUCAGUAAUUUCUCAUUUACCUGUAUUUAACCAGGUUAGUCCCAUUGAGAUUAAAAUCUCUUUUACAAGAGACCUGGCCGAGAAUGGC
Lampris incognitus (smalleye Pacific opah) is the source of this 2544-nucleotide messenger RNA. Its product is annotated as cdc42 effector protein 1-like. The transcript has 3 exons. Lineage: Eukaryota; Metazoa; Chordata; Actinopteri; Lampriformes; Lampridae. Bases 427 to 1581 code for a protein of 384 amino acids. The record is from RefSeq and is a predicted model, not a curated record.